Messenger RNA from Coniophora puteana RWD-64-598 SS2, 484 nucleotides. RefSeq lists its product as uncharacterized. The record is from RefSeq and is a predicted model, not a curated record. Bases 21 to 179 code for a protein of 52 amino acids. The transcript is spliced from 4 exons. Lineage: Eukaryota; Fungi; Basidiomycota; Agaricomycetes; Boletales; Coniophoraceae.
ACCUGAGCGCACACAGUACAAUGUACACAACAAAGUUCAUCCUCGCAGUCGUCCUCGCAGCCGUCGCCUUCGUGUCUGCUGCACCCGCACCCUUGCCACGCCUCGAUAACCAGGACCGUGCCGGUCCCAAGACCGACAACUGGGGCGGAGGAGGUGGCCCAGGUGGUCCCGACUGGUAGAUGACGUACCAGUCGUAUGUCGCUAUCGACAACCACACAUCCUCUCUCCCGGCCAGACGCACAAAGUUUACCCUGUUCGCCGAGUUCCGUCCUAGUUUGCGCCCACGAUCCACUAUUGGAUAGCGCCAUCUGCAGUAUACUUACUUCUACAUCACCACUGCGCCCACCCAUACCCACAUCAACCCUCUUUUUUAUCUUACUCAAUCUGACCUGGGUGGGCUGCACGCUAUUUUGCCAACUGUCUCCCCAGUGUAUCCAAAUUGUAUAUGCGUUCUCCCAUCCCAUCCCAUUCCACCCGACACCCC